This is a messenger RNA of Leucoraja erinaceus (little skate), 7536 nucleotides long. Its product is annotated as zinc finger MYM-type protein 3-like. Gene Ontology annotation, molecular function: zinc ion binding. The transcript is spliced from 26 exons. The record is from RefSeq and is a predicted model, not a curated record. The coding region runs from base 151 to 4596 and encodes 1481 amino acids. Lineage: Eukaryota; Metazoa; Chordata; Chondrichthyes; Rajiformes; Rajidae.
AUCAGCUUCGCCCCGGCCGGCCGGUCUGUCGCAAGCACCGGCUUGCGGAUCCCGGGGAACCGGAGCGGGGCACGGGGCUAGCCUCUGGAUCCGGAGCUGGGUGGUGGUGGUGCUCUUGCAGCCGUGGCGCAGUCUGAGCACAAUCUAACCAUGGAAGCUGACAAGGUUGCAGAAUCCACCAACUGCCUUGCUAAUGAGAGUACCCAACAUAGCACCAGCACCCGGUCUGCUUCUGUGGAUAUGGACAUCUCGAUUGAUUCUUCGCAGCCCAGCGCAGAGAGGGCUCCGACUUCCACUGCUGACGAGGGGAGUGGUCUCAAGCCUCCCGCUACUAAUGAACAAGUCACGGUAAAGCUGAACACGGAUGGAGGCAAUGAGGUGUGGAUUAAACCCAAAAACUUCAGUGAAGGCAAUGGUGAAAGGAGAGAGCUGGAGGCGUUUUAUAACGACUCUCCUUCAGGGGACGGGCACACCGGCCCUUCGCUGUACCGACUGAACGAUCCGUGUCGGGCGGACGAUGAGGGCGGGGCGAUAGAUUACAUGCUGCAGUCGGCGGAGCCUGCGCCCAGCAAAGGGGCAGCUGGCGCCAGAGAGGUCGCCGAGAACGACGGCGCCCCGGGUCCUCCCGAGAACCAAGCCGAGCGCGCGGACGUGGCGGUGGAGACGGACGCCCCGGAGUCGGCCCCGCAGACGGACAAGGUGGAUGCGGGAACGGAUUCGAUCCCGGAGAGGGUGGAUGAUAUGGCGGGGAAUGGUCCACAGCAAGCGUCUGACGGUGCGGGGGGUUGCGGAUCACUCCUGCCUCAGGGCAAAGAUGGGGGUGACGUCUGCAACGUCGGCACCGAGGAACCCCCUCUGGCCACAAACAUCACCCACAACAAGGUUGCCACACAAGACGAAGAGGUGGAAGGGAAAUCAAAGGAUGGAAAGGAUAGUGAAACUUGUAAACCUCAGUCUUCCAGUGCAGGGUCUUCAGUGAUUGAAGUGGAAAAAUCGUCUUUGUGCGAGACUGAUGCUGGAAAGGAAGAAGCUGAGAAAUCGGAGAUAGACAAGGAAACGAAGGAAAAAGUCCAGACGCCCUUGACUACGGAAAAUUGUUCAACAUCUAAGAAAACAAGUGGAAAGGAUAGUUCCACCAUGACGAAUAAUAUUAAACGUGAAGAGGACUAUGUUUCCCGCCGGCCAAGGCGUACCACCAGGUUGUCCUUCCAGGCAGCUCAGGCCCAGGCCCAGGCCCAAGCCGAGGCUCAGACUCCGGCAACUCGCCCUCAGAGGUCCUCGCGGUCCCUGGCAAAGGUGACGUGCGCCAACUGCAAAAAGCCCCUGCAGAAGGGCCAGACGGCGUACCAGAGAAAAGGAGCUCCGCAACUCUUCUGCUCCUCCUCUUGCCUCACCACCUACUCCCAGAGACCGUCGUCCAUCAAGAUCUGCACGUUCUGCAACAAAGAUAUUUUGAACACAAAGGAAUUGGUGGUGGCGCAGGCUGGGGCAAGCCAGGCUUUCCAGGAGUUCUGCAACGCUACCUGCCUGUCACUUUACGAGGCCAAGCUUCUUAAACCAUCUGACGAUGUGAGAUGCAGCAUCUGCAAUAAAAAAGGAAAGAUUCUACAUGAGGUCAGCAAUGGGAACGUGGUCCAUCGGUUGUGCAGCAACGCGUGCUUCAGCAAGUACAGAGCAAGUAACGGCCUGAAAACCAAUUGCUGCGAUAACUGUGGGGUCUAUUUUUUUAACCGAGGAUUUAUGCUUCAAUAUUUGUAUCACGAAGGGCAACAGCGGAGGUUCUGCAACACAGGCUGCUUGAACAUGUUUAAAAAGAAAAACACUAAAGUGCUUCCUUGUGCUUGGUGCAACACUUUGGGUAAGAAUUUCGACAUGAUAGCAAACGUGGACACCAGCGGGAAGAUGGACUUCUUUUGUUCUUUGUGUUGCAUCACUUCGUACAAAGUGAAACAGUCUGGAACAAUAGGACCCAAGACCAAAUGUAAAUUUUGCAAAAAAAAUCUAUCGGAUUCGCUUUAUUAUAACAUGACUGAUCGAGUUGUGCAUCAGUUUUGCAGCCCAAACUGUUGGACUAAUUUUCAGCAAUCGAGUCCUGAAGGCAGCAUCCAACUUAAUUGUACCUAUUGCCACAAUAUUUUUAGUGGCAAACCAGAAAUCUUGGAUUGGCAGGGGAGCGUUCGACAAUUUUGUUGCAAAGUAUGCUGUGAAGACUACAAAAGACUACAUGGUGUUGUUUCAGUCUGUGAAUAUUGCAAACAAGAGAAGAUCCUGCACGAGAAGAUUAAGUUUUCAGGAGUAGAAAAGAAUUUCUGUAGUGAAGGUUGUGUCCUUCUUUAUAAGCAGGAUUUCACCAAGAAGCUGGGCUUGUGCUGCAUCACUUGUGCAUACUGCUCCCAGACAUGUCGGAGGGGAGUGACCAAAGAGCUGGAUGGAAAUACAUGGGAUUUCUGUGGGGAGGAAUGUAAAAGCAAAUACCUACUGUGGUACUUCAAGGUAGCCAGAUGCCAUGCCUGCAAGCGUCAAGGCAAGCUUCUGGAAACGGUUCACUGGCGCGGGGAAAUUAAACACUUCUGCAACCAGCAUUGCCUCUUGCGCUUCUACAGUCAGCAAAACCAGCCCAAUCUAGCGACGCAGAAGGGACCCGAAAGUCUGCUCAACAAUGAGACGCAGGAGUCUAAGAAUGCGACGUCUCCGACCCCCUCUCCGACUCCCUCUCCCACGAAAUUUGAAGAGAUCUCUGGCAACUUGCCCAGUGGUCAUUCUCGGGCAAGCUUGGGCAGUGAAGGUGAUGGAGAGAGCACAGUUCAACCUGACUCUGCCGUCUCCUCGAUGACCAAACAGGCAUCUGUACAGACUCGGUCAUCAAAGCAGCCACCGCCGCCGCCACCACCACCACCACCUCCACCACCGCCACCUUCUUCACCACCCUCUCCACCUCCUGUAACACUGAAGAAUAAGGCAAUACUGUGCAAACCCUUGACUCAGAACAAGGGCAUCUCCUAUAAACCCGAAAUGAAGUCCAAAGGAUGUCAAACAGAAGAGGAGUGGAAGCCACACUUGGUUAUGGUGCCCAUCCCUGUGCCAGUCUUCAUCCCAGUGCCUAUGCAUAUGUAUUGUCAAAAUACCCCAGUGCCUUUCUCAAUGCCAAUCCCGGUCCCCAUUCCGAUGUUCCUUCCCACCACUUUAGACAGUGCUGAUAAGAUAGUCGAGACGAUCGAAGAGCUGAAAGUUAAAAUCCCUUCAAACCCAUUUGAGGCUGACAUACUGGCCAUGGCUGAGAUGAUCGCAGAAGCUGAGGAAAUGGAGAAAGCGUCAUCGGACCUCUGUGAUCUUGCCAGUAAUCAGAGUGCUGACGGCCUCCUCGAAGACUGUGACUUGUUUGGACCCGCCAGAGAUGAUGUGUUGGCCAUGGCAGUUAAAAUGGCCAAUGUCCUGGAUGAACCUGGACAGGAUUUGGAAGCAGACUUUCCCAAAACCCCACUGGAACUUAAUACGGGUGUUGACUUCCUCUUUGACUGCGGGCUUGUAACUACAGAUGAGGAUCAACCGGAAUCUGAAAUACCACGGGCUGUCAGAAGGGGUCAGAAGCGGCUAAUGCUUUCCGAAAGCUGUUCACACGAUUCUCUUGCGAGCCAGCAAUGUUGUACCGGAUUAAAUUACUCUUACGGGGUGAAUGCUUGGAAGUCCUGGGUCCAGGCUAAAUAUGCCGGUGGUGACAGCAGUAAAAGUGGAGAGCUGAAGUUUGGACCUAAACCCAUGAGGAUUAAAGAAGAAAUUUUAUCCUGCAGUGCUGCGGAACUAAACUAUGGCCUAGCUCAAUUUGUCAAAGAAGUACAGAGGCCGAACGGAGAGCGUUAUGAGCCAGACAGCGUCUACUACUUGUGUCUUGGGAUUCAGCAGUUUUUGCUGGAAAAUAACCGAAUGGUGAACAUAUUCACUGAUCUCUACUACCUUACCUUUGUCCAAGAAUUGAAUAAAAUGUUACAAGGCUGGCAGCCAAGUUUACUACCAAAUGGUUUAAUAUUCUCCCGGGUGGAAGAAGAGCAUCUCUGGGAAUGUAAGCAAUUGGGGGUGUACUCUCCCUUUGUUCUCCUGAACACGCUGAUGUUCUUCAACACCAAGUACUUUGGGCUGAGGUGUGUGGACGAACACAUGAGCCUGUCCUUCACCACUGUCGUCCGGCAGUCCAGGAAAUGCACCACGCCAAGGGGGACCACCAAGGUGGUCAGCAUUCGCUACUUCAUGCCAGAGCAUUUCAAGAAAGGACGAGAUCAGGGCAGCACUGCAGGGAAGAGGAAACGAGAAGAGGAAGUUGCCGUUUUUGAGCAGAGGGAAAACCGAAUGAAUCCGUUAAGAUGCCCUGUGAAAUUUUAUGAGUUCUACCUCUCGAAAUGCCCUGAGAGUAUGAAGAGCAGGAACGACGUGUUCUACUUGCAGCCAGAGCGCUCGUGCGUGGCGGAGAGCCCCCUGUGGUACUCGGUCAUCCCCAUGGACCGCAGCAUGUUGGAGAGCAUGCUCAACCGCAUCAUGGCCGUGAAAGAGAUCUACGAUGACUACACCAAGGACUCGCUAGAGGACGACGAAGUGGAAGGAUGAUGCGUGUGGUGGAUGUUGUACAAAGUGCUGUUAAACUUUUUAUCUUAGAGAAAAGGAAACAAUGGGCCAUUAUAGGCUGGCCUAGUUGGUGCUGCGGAAAAAUAAUUACCACACACACACACACACACGUACUUUCAGAGUCAUGUGGCCUGUUUGUGACAGCAGAGAUGGUUAGACUAUCACCAUUGUUCAGAGACAGUAUCCCUUUUAGCUUGAGUCCACUUGCUGGCAGUCGGGGUGUGCGUAACAUUCUCUAGAGACCCGGGGAAAAAAAAGAAAUGUUCUUGCAGUCAUUCAGCAAGCAGUUUUGUACUUGCACUUAAAUUGGGAAAUCGAUGACAGUUUGCAGUGUACAUGCUGAUGUAGGUGGGUGAGACCUUCAUUUAACUCGGUUCUUGGGACUUUAGAAAAAGGCUUAAACAAAAACAAAAACUUGUCCGGCAAACUGGGAUCUUGGUCGCUGCCUUCUAGAACAUUCCACUGGCUGCCAUUUUGUUUGGGGGGAAAAGAGGAAUGGCGUAGAGCAGGGGUCCGCAACUUUGUUUUGUCCUUUUUUGCAACUUUUAAUAGCACAUCACAAUGUUUUUUUCACUUAUUUAUGAACAACUAAUGAAGAACAGAUACCAGAACCAAACACUCCGUCAAUGAGAAGAAAUCUGUACAAAUCCAGAAUCAACUAAUUUUACCCCUCCCCCCCCCGGGGAUAAAUGUACCCCAGGUUGGGAACCCUUGGUGUAGAGGAAGUAUAGGGCAAUGUUUAGUCUGAGCUGUGCAUGUUGCUAGCAUCCAUUUCCAGACGCGUGUCACACUAGCCCCCACCAGGAGCACACACCCACCCAAAUAUCUUUCACAUUCAGCUUUUACGCUUUUACAUUAAAGGUUUUAUUUUCGUUUUGCCGUCCCUGGGAAAAGACGGGGCGGAGGAAUUGUUCUUUCUGGAGUGGACGUGGAGUAUUUUUUCCGUUAUUUUUUUUAAGCAUCUUUUUAUUUUGUAAGUGAUUAGCCACUGCCUGUAUGGAGGCUGGAGAUUCUCCUGAGGCCAUUUUGUGCAACAGUCUGCUGGGCCUCAACUCAAUUUACGUAAUUAAACUUCCAGCCAAUAUUUUCUGAGGAAAUCUCUGCCUUUAGAGCAAGAGAUGAAGCUGAGGAUAAUGAAUUGUCCUUUCGUUUAUUCCUUGCUGGAAUGUUUGCCGAUAUCCGAAUCUGUAGAAAUAUCCGAUUCCAUUUUGUGUAUUUUUAAUUAUAAACCAAAAAUAAAAUACUGUGAAUAUUUAUAGUUAAUACCAUAAAUACUGAUGCAGCAAAUUUUGCAGUGUGUUUGGGGGGGGGGGUGAAAAUAAGUUUUGUAUGAACAUUUUUGUUUCUGUUUCCUGCAACUUCUAACUACUGAUUUUUAUUUUUUUUUUGUUCUUCUUGAUUUCGAUUGAAAUAGUACUUCACCAUUCCCUUGUAUCACCCAUGAUGUGUCUUCAGUGAGAGACAUCAACCAGUGCAAUAAUACUUUCAACACCUGACCUACAACAGUCUGGCUAAAUCAACUCAUUUAAUAGUUGCAGAUUAGAAUAGGAAAUAGGAAAUAAUACAUGAAGAUAGACACAAAAUGCUGUAUUAACUCAGCGGGUCAGGCAGCAUGUGUAGGAAGGAACUGCAGAUUCUGGGUUUACACCGAAGAUAGACAAAAUGCUGGAGUAACUCAGCGGGACAGGCUGCAUUUUCAGAGAGAAGGAAUAUGUGACGCUUUGGGUCGAGACCCUUCUUCAAACUGCACCUCUGAAGAAAAAGAAUAGGUGACGUUUCGGGUCGUGGUUCCCAGAGAGUUCUCCAGAGAUGCUGCCUGACCCGUUGAGUCAUUCCAGCAUUUAGUGUCUUCGGUUUAAACCAGUGUGUGCAGUUCCUUCCCGCACGGGAAGUAAUAGCCUUUCCACUAACUGGGACAGCAACUUCCCCCCCCGAUAGUUAAUGGUUUGAUUUCAUUGAACAGUAAUCCAUGUGCUGCCAGGCCCAUUGACUGAACUGUUAAAGAAAUCCAGGAACCCAGGAGGAAAGGGGAUACUGUCUCUUGUGUAUUUUCUGUAUUAUAUAUUAAAAAAAAAGCUGUUCCAGUGAGCUAGACCAGUGUAAGCAAUGUUUUAAAAUGGUAAACAUCUGCACAGUAUUUAAAUUGGUGACCUGACGGUUUGCCAAGACAACAUGCAUUUAAAUUUCAUCUUUUAAAUAAAAGAAUAAAAAUGUCAAGCUGUUGAUGCAAACUGAAUGGAGCCGAUGCUGCGGGUUUGUAGACUGCUCCACCAUGAUCACUAAUUGUUAAAACUCCCAUGUAGAUGAAGGCAGCUGGGUUUCACCUGAUCAUUUCAGAAAUUGUAUUUUUUGGAUGUGACGUAAAACUUAGGGGGGAAAAAAGGUAUUUACAUGUCCACCGUGAAGCAUUUUUUAGGGUAUGUAGUGUAGGGACACUAUAAUGACCCUUUUUAUAUCUUAUGUUGAAUUGUAAUCUGUAAAGAGGUAUGUCUUCUCCACUUAACUUCCCGAUAAAAUGGGGUUGAUUGAAACGCCAGCCUCGACCCUCGUAUCACGGUGUCAAAGUACCAUCUCUGGCCCUUACGAAGCGAGUGGGGAAAGGUAGAGAAAAAAAAGCUGGUCCGAGUUUGUUGAAUGAUAACUGAUUGCGGAAAAUGCAAUUGUGCGUUUAUUGGGCUCUUGCUACUAACGGAUGUGUCGGUGAUGGCAUUGUAUUGGGAUUCGGUCUGGGCGUGCCACGCAGCACUCCCGCCAACUCGGUAACGGCCAUUGGCUGUCUAACUGUCUCCAGGAUUAUCCGCACUGGUAUGUCUCACUGUAUCAAUUGUUGACCAAAGUUGAAAAAUGUCAUUUUAUUGGAAAUGAAAAAAUUGUGGAAAAGUGGCUGAAAACAUAAAGACAAUUUGUGUUCUCCCAUUACAA